GGGCAAGCCCAUGAGCAAUUGCGACUCACUCUACACGUGUGCACAAAAUUAGGGUUUUGCAGACACAACUUAAAAACCGCAAGAAAAUACUGCCACUCUCUCUCUUCUGGCUAGUUGAGCGGGUGAGAAAAACAGACGCAGAGCCAUGGCAAGAAUCAAGGUUCAUGAGCUAAGAAACAAAUCAAAGACAGAGCUGUUGAGCCAAUUGAAGGAUCUAAAAGCAGAAUUAGCACUUCUUCGUGUUGCUAAGGUCACUGGAGGCGCACCUAACAAGCUUUCCAAAAUUAAGGUUGUGAGGCUGUCCAUAGCCCAGGUUUUGACUGUGAUAUCCCAAAAGCAGAAGGCAGCUUUGAGGGAAGCCUACAAGAACAAGAAGUUUUUACCUCUUGAUUUGCGUCCCAAGAAGACCAGAGCUAUUCGUAGACGCCUCACAAAGCAUCAGGCAUCUUUGAAGACAGAGCGCGAGAAGAAGAGGGAAAUGUACUUCCCAAUGAGGAAGUAUGCCAUUAAGGUGUAAGCUUGGAUAAGGAAAGAUUGUUUGUGUGCCCCCUACAAACUGUUACAUUUUUUCCCAAGUUGUUGUUAUUAUUAUUAUUAUUAUUAUUAUUAUUUUUAGGCUUACAUUUUUAUGAAUUUGAACUUAAUGAGUUUGUUUUAGCUCAAGCUCCCUUCAUUUUUAAUUGGGAUAGUUUUUAGACUAGGCAUGUUGUUUUAAACAUGUUAUUUUUUUUUAUUAUUUCCGAGUCAGAAUCAGGAUUUUAUGUGGGUAACUGAUUGAAAUACUCUUAACCAUACAAGUACUGGAAAUAA
Messenger RNA from Jatropha curcas, 810 nucleotides. RefSeq names its product large ribosomal subunit protein uL29. Gene Ontology annotation, biological process: translation; maturation of LSU-rRNA from tricistronic rRNA transcript (SSU-rRNA, 5.8S rRNA, LSU-rRNA). The record is from RefSeq and is a predicted model, not a curated record. Gene Ontology annotation, cellular component: cytosolic large ribosomal subunit; ribosome. NCBI's taxonomy places the organism in Eukaryota, Viridiplantae, Streptophyta, Magnoliopsida, Malpighiales, Euphorbiaceae. Gene Ontology annotation, molecular function: mRNA binding; structural constituent of ribosome.